AGGUGACACUAAUCGAAUUUGGUUCGAAUUUUACUUCUGAUAUUAUAAGAACAUGAUAUUCGAAGAACUGGAAUGGUACAGCAGGUGGCAGUUCGCGAUCAGUUAGUUUAGUUAGUUAGAUUUUCAAUCUCUCCAACUCUUGCGUGUUCGCGAAGUCUGUACAUUUUUAACGGACAAAUUAAGUACAAGAGUGUUAGUGUUUGUGAGUGUAAUAUUAGGGAAAAUUAAAAAAAAAAUGGAUAAUGAACCGCAGGCGUCCACGUCAGGAAUCAUCGAGGAAAAGAAGAGGACAUUAUAUUUUGUUUCUUAUUGGGAUCCAAUGGUACCCUAAAUUCUAAGUAAGUAUAUACAGCAGUGAGGACUUCAACGCUCGCUCUAAUGCGCAUGAUCCGGAAAAAUCCCACGAAUGUCCAUCACUGCAUCUGCUGUAUACUUUGCAUACCACAUGCGUUUCUUGCGGGUAACCUCGAUGUCAUAACAAAUAUUUAAUUAUGGAUGAAAGUCGAAAAUCUCGUGUUAUUCUCGAAGAAUAUGGUAUACCUAAUGCUUCCGACUAUACAAAUUACCAACCACAACAUGAUUGGAAUUUACAAAAUUUUAAAAAAGAAUUUAAAAUACAGGUAGUCAGGGAAUCUGAAGAUGAACGUGAAUUAGAAUUUGAUUUAAUUGGUUAUCCUGUUGGUUUUGCUAAUGCAUUUCGUAGAGUUCUUCUGAGUGAAGUACCAACCAUGGCUAUAGAAAAAGUUUAUAUUCUAAAUAACACAAGCUUGAUCCAAGACGAAGUUCUUGCUCAUAGGUUGGGUCUCAUACCGUUUCGAGCUGAUCCCAGGCUAUUCGAAUAUCCUUCAUCCACUGCUAAAGAUGAAGAUGAAGUUAGCGAUCAAGACACACUCAGAUAUGAACUUAAGGUAUCAUGCACCUGGAAUCCUCAAGCUCCCAAAGAUUCUAGAAGAACAACUGACAUGUAUAAGAAUAGCAAUGUAUAUAGUAAAGACAUUAAAUGGGUUCCAAUUGGACGCCAAGCAGAACUUUACCCUCGAGGAGCAGAACAAUUAGGUGUUUUAGAAAAUGAUAUCUUGAUAUGCAAAAUGCGUCCUGGUCAAGAAAUACAUGCUUUUAUGCAUGCAGUUAAAGGAAUUGGAAAAGAUCAUGCCAAAUUUUCUCCUGUAGCUACAGCAUCAUACAGAUUGUUACCAGACAUACAACUAAUAAAACCAGUUAAAGGUGAAAUGGCGGAGCGCUUAAAAAACUGUUUCAGCAUCGGUGUAAUAGAAAUUAUUGAACAUAAGCCUGGCGAUCCAGAUUCACGUGAAGCGAGGGUGAAGAACCCUCGUUACGAUAGUUGUUCUAGAAAUGUGUUUCAGCACGAAGACCUCAAAUCAUGCGUACGUUUAAGUAGGGUACGAAACCAUGUCAUUUUUACUAUUGAAUCCGUGGGAACGUUAACUCCAGCUGUGUUAUUUGUGGAAGCUAUUAAAAUUCUUAAAGGAAAAUGUAAAACGUUUUUGGAAGAACUUGAAAAUAUUAGCCAAUAAAUGUUUUCCACUGUA
Molecule: messenger RNA, 1550 nt
Organism: Hylaeus anthracinus
Lineage: Eukaryota; Metazoa; Arthropoda; Insecta; Hymenoptera; Colletidae
Gene: Polr1C
Product: DNA-directed RNA polymerases I and III subunit RPAC1
Exons: 7
Coding region: 492-1535 (347 amino acids)
Biological process (GO): DNA-templated transcription
Cellular component (GO): RNA polymerase I complex; RNA polymerase III complex
Molecular function (GO): DNA binding; protein dimerization activity
Source: RefSeq, a predicted model, not a curated record